CCCUCUUCUGGCUCUCCCACCUGUCUGGAGCAUCCUUCGGGCUCUGCCCACUCGAUGUGGGCGUCCUGGGGCCGCUCCUUUCUCAUCCCGAUCUCGCUUGAGGAUACGGCUCAGUUGGCGGCCUUAACGCCCUGGGGCCCUGACUGAGGCCGGUGUGUAGGACUGGCUGACUGGGGCUGGGCGCCCCAGGAGGGAAGGAGUUAACUCCCCCCACCCUUCCCCUCCCGGGCGAGCCAGCGAUAUUUAAGAGGCGGCAUCGGCAGCUCUAGUCGGUCAGUUCUUCCAUCCUUCCUCCCCUCCGGCACGCAGGCAGGUCCGUCUGUCCGGCUGGCAGUGGGAUUCCGGGGCUCAGCCGCACCCAGCGGGACGUAGGAGCCCUGCCCCCCAGGCCGGCCAUGCGGCCCCCGGGAGUACCGUUUGCUUGGCUCACGCUGCCUCUGCUUGUACAGGCGGCCCCCGAUGGCUCUUGGUGCUAUGAUUCCCAGAAUCCUCAAUGUGGCCCUGCCCAUUGGAAGGAUGUAGCCCAUACCUGUGGGGGCUCGGCUCAAUCGCCCAUCGACAUUGACCGGCAUCAAGUGAAGCUGGACCCGGGCCUGGGCCCUUUUAUAUUCGAAGGAUAUGACUCAGCACCCCCAGGUCCCUGGCAGCUCCUGAAUGAUGGACACACUGUGCUGCUGAACCUGGGUGGGGUCCAGGGCCAAGCCCAGGGCCAGCUGUGCAUCCGGGGAGGAGGCCUGCCCCACAUCUACUGUGCCCUGCAGCUCCACUUCCACUGGGGCAGCCCCACAAGCAAUGGCUCUGAACACACUCUGGAUGGGCAACGUCAGCCUAUGGAGAUGCACGUGCUCCACAUUAACACCCUCUACCAGAGUUUGGAGGAGGCCCGGGGCCAUCCUGGCAGUUUGGCUGUGUUAGCCUUCCUGUUCAAGGUGCAGAAUGAGAACAAUACCAACUACAACACCAUUGUGUCUGGGCUGAGGAACAUUUCUCACCAGGGGGAGUCUGUGGAAUUGGCAUCUACCUUCCGCCUGGACAAGCUGCUGCCUGGCCAUGCCCUCCUCUCUCGAUACUACCGCUACCCUGGGUCUCUGACCACACCAACUUGUGAUGAGGUCGUCCUCUGGACCAUCUUUGAGGAGCUUGUCCCCAUUGGCAAGGCUCAGCUGGCCCAGUUCGUGUCCACCCUUCAGGACAGUCUCCCUGGCGCUCAAGCUGUCAGCCUGAUCAACAACUUUCGCCCAGCCCAGACAAUUGGGGCCCGAAGGGUCUCGGCCUCCCCGGACACCACCGUCAGCAGUGCCCCGCCCUUCUCCCUUCUGACAGAAACGUGGGCCCUGCUCUGCCUGCUCCUCAGCACAGGGUGGGGGCCUGACUCGGCGGGAGCACCUUGACCCUCUUCAUACUUGUCCUGGCCUAGCCCUUCCCCACUCUCAGUGUUCCUGAGAGUGCUCCCUACGGGGGUGUCAGUGUGGGCGGCCAGAGCCUGGAGCCGAGGAAGUGCUGGGGACCAUCAUCGGUGCUUGCUGUGUGACCUUGGGGAAAUUGGUUGGAUUCUCUGGGCCCCAACUUCUUCAUCAAUCAAAUGGGGAGAAACCCCUGCUCUACAGGCUCACCAGGCUUGUUGAACAUCAAAUUCAAUGGUGGAUAUGAAGGGUCUUGGGGAGUUCCACGACCACUAGAGAUGCAGUGAGAUAUGAUGGGCGGGCUGCCCAAGGCCAGGGGCUGAGAAGGCUUUCCCCUCUCUGGGCCUCAGCAUCUUCCACUCUCACAAACACUUCUAGGUUGGUUUCUAGGUUUCUAAAGUCUUUCCAAGUUUAUAUAUGCCUAGGGUUACAGAAUCCAAAGCUGGAAGGGACCUUAGGGUUUAUCUAGUUCAACCCUCACAUGAUACUCUGUUCUAAGGCCCCUUCCAGCUCUGACAUCCCCUAUUCUAAGGUUCCCCUCCUAGCUCUGACAUUCGCUGUUCUAAACUUCCCCCCAGCAUUGACAUUCCAUAUUCUAAAGCUCAUCCCAGCUCUGACAUUCCCUGUUCUUAGGCCCUUCCCAUCUGACAUUCCUUGUUCUAAGGCUCUUUCCAACUCUGACAAUCCCUGUUCCAAGGGCCCUUCCAGCUCUGACAUUCUGUUCUACAGCUAAUUACACUCCCUCCCCUCUUAUGUUUAUCCUAUGGCUUCAGCCAUGCCAACCCCCUCCUGGGCUUAGCCAUACCUGCCUUCUUUCUUCCCCACUACCCUACAGGUAAUGCCAUCCCUUCCUUACAGCACCCCACUCCCUUCCUCAUCCUCCAUCCUUACUGGUUCUCUACAACAUCCCCCCAAGCACAAGUUACACUAGCCCUUCCAGGGCCAGUGCUCAGUGCUGCUUAUUCCAAUUCUGUGCCCUGUGAGCUGCCAGGAUUGCAGCUUGGGCUUGUGUAUUCCCCCACCCUUCCCCUCUGCCCCAGGGGCUGGGCCAACACGGAGGAGAGGCCAAGUUUUGUUAAUAAACUCCAUUUAUCAACUGA
Messenger RNA from Phascolarctos cinereus (koala), 2503 nucleotides. Its product is annotated as carbonic anhydrase 15-like. Lineage: Eukaryota; Metazoa; Chordata; Mammalia; Diprotodontia; Phascolarctidae. The record is from RefSeq and is a predicted model, not a curated record. Gene Ontology annotation, cellular component: plasma membrane. Gene Ontology annotation, molecular function: zinc ion binding; carbonate dehydratase activity.